AUGGAACAGGUGGGCGGAGAAUACGAGUAUGAUAAACGGGAUGAUUUGGGACGAGGACAGUUUGCUAUAGUGUACAAAGGACGGGUUAUAGAGAAUCCAGACGUCGCAGUCGCCAUCAAAGCCGUCUCGAAGAAGGAAUUCGGCCGUCACCGUCAACAACUCGGCAAGGAGAUCAAGAUAUUGAGAGAUUUGGCAAAAAUCCAGCAUGAGAAUGUGGUUCGCCUAAUCAAGUGCUCCGAGACCCAAAAUCAUGUGUUUCUGGUCAUGGAGUACUGUAAUGGUGGCGAUUUGGCUGAUUAUUUAUAUGCGUCGGGGACACUAGCAGAGGAAUGUAUUCAGCAUUUUAUUAUUCAGAUUUCUCGCGCCUUGGAAGUCAUGAACAAGUUGACAAUUGUGCAUCGGGAUUUGAAGCCCCAAAACAUUCUCCUCUGCUACAAUCCCAAAAUACUCAACCCCACCUACUCGGAAAUCACUGUGAAGCUCGCUGACUUUGGAUUCGCUCGAAUCCUAAACAAUGGAAUCAUGACCCAAACUUUCUGUGGCUCUCCAAUGUACAUGGCUCCCGAAAUUCUGAUGGGUGAGAUGUACGACGCAAGGGCUGAUCUCUAUUCGAUCGGAGUGAUUUUCUAUCAAUGCCUAACUGGAAAACCACCAUUCCCAGCUCAAAAUCCAAUGCAGCUACGCAAUAUUUAUGAAAAAUCCUUGGAGCUGAAGCCAAAUGUUCCGGAAUGGUGCUCAGAUGUUCUUGAGGAUCUUCUAGUGCGAAUUAUCAAGAGAAAUGUGGCGAAUCGAAUGACUUUCAACGAUUUCUACACCCAUCCUUUUCUUACGGACCCUUUGAAGCCAUCUCCAUCGAAAAGGAUUCUGGAGAACGCGCCGAUGGGUAUUAAUCAAAUGGUGAUUACUCCGAAACCAGUGAGAAGGAUUGAAAAUGCUCCUGUGAUGGUGAAAAACAGUCCAAAACCAGCGGCGGUGAGAAAUAUAAUGAGCAAGAGCAAAGUUCAAAAGGCAGCAAAUCCGUUCUUGGAGCAAAAGGCAAUGAUGCCAGAGGAGGUGGACGAGAGUUUUGAGGAUUUCACAUUUCUACCAAUGCAGCCGAAGAGGAGUGUAGUUGCAGAAAAAGAGGAUCCUCCAAAAAACAACACCAUCUCAACAAUGCCCAAAGAUCUGCCACCCUUGGUACCUGUGAAUCGAGCAAUUUACCUAAAAAUGCGAGAAGCUCUGGAGGCUAGAAGGAACGGAGGCAAGAAGCCAGUAGAGAAGGAUAUUGCCAAAAAAGUGAUGCCGAUCGUUGAUGAGAAUCCCGUAUUUGCUAGAAGAACCACACUUCCCAAUCCGAGUGCGGAGGAGAUACAGAAAUUGAGCAUACCGCAUCCACGAUUCGUGAUCCUUGGAGAUGGAAAGCGUUUGCAAGUGGUUACUGUAGAUGAGAAGGAGAAGCAAGUGGAAAAUCAGCAAGUGAUAGAAGAAAAACCCAAAAUCAACGAGCAACCGGAUUUCAGCAGUUUGCCAAUCCAAAAUGUAUUCAUUGAGGAGAAGAAUAGCUCUUCCAAAAUUCACGAAUCCAUCUACAACGACGCCUUCAUGUUUCCAUUCGCCUCUGCUCCAACAGCUACACCAUCCAACCUCAUUCUCCCUAAGGAAAUUCAACCCUUAUCCUUAAAAAUCAUCCCUGCCUCACUGCAACCGCUCAUCCCCGAAACUUUUCAUUGCGAUCAACACAAACAACUCCUUGCUAAGCUUCAAUUCGUCAAUGAGAUCGUCAACGAGCUCAUAAAUCUAGCUGACCAGAAGAGUAACCCAUUGGCAGUAGCCAUGAAGCAAAGGAAGCUUAAAACCAAUUCGUCACAUCAGAGAGCUGAGCAAUUGGCGGUGUUGGUUCGAGCACUGCAUAUGCUCUCAUCGGCGAUGCUUUUGGCUCAAGAGAAGGUGGAUCUGAAGGAGUUGGAACCGACUAAAGCAGUGCAGCAGGUUUUGAAUCAAUUGAAUGAUAAAUAUCAUUUUUGUGUGAUGCGCUCCCAACAAAUUUCGAAAUUCGGCGUCCCUGCCCAAGACCCAUCUCUCCCACUGAUCUCCGCCGAACGAGUCAUCUACCGGCACUCCAUUGAUCUCUGCGAAGAUGCUGCUCUCGAUGAGCUCUUCGGUAACCCUCACAGGUGUAGCGAACGCUACCAAACCGCCUAUCUUUUGUUGCAUGUUCUAGUAGAGCAGGCGAACUGUGAUAAGGAUAGGGAUCUGUUGAAACGAUACAGAAUCGCCGUCGUGAAUCGCCUUCGAAUUCUGGAGCGUCAGGGAUACGUGGCGUAUGUCUAA
Caenorhabditis briggsae is the source of this 2313-nucleotide messenger RNA. Lineage: Eukaryota; Metazoa; Nematoda; Chromadorea; Rhabditida; Rhabditidae. The coding region runs from base 1 to 2313 and encodes 770 amino acids. Gene Ontology annotation, cellular component: cytoplasm; autophagosome. The transcript has 9 exons. The record is from RefSeq and is a predicted model, not a curated record. Gene Ontology annotation, biological process: autophagosome organization; axon extension; peptidyl-serine phosphorylation. Gene Ontology annotation, molecular function: protein serine/threonine kinase activity; ATP binding.